Molecule: messenger RNA, 1053 nt
Organism: Rhizophagus irregularis DAOM 181602=DAOM 197198
Lineage: Eukaryota; Fungi; Glomeromycota; Glomeromycetes; Glomerales; Glomeraceae
Biological process (GO): carbohydrate metabolic process
Cellular component (GO): membrane
Molecular function (GO): chitin deacetylase activity
Source: RefSeq, a predicted model, not a curated record
AUGUAUAAAUUAUUCUCGGCAAUAUCAAUUUUUUUGUUGUUAUUAUCCACUACAACAUUAAACGUCGAAGCACAGCUUAAAGGAAAAUAUCCUCCAGUUGAUACACCUCCACCACCCGUAGCUGCUUGGACUGCUCUCGUAGAUCAAUCAAAAUUACCAAAGGCUCCUGUUAGACCUAUUGGGACCCCAUGUGCCCCUACUGACGAAUUUUGUGUCUGGUCUUGCACAACUUGUGUAAGAGAUACUGAUUUUGACUUUUGUCCUAAGAAAGGAGAUUGGGCUUUAACGUAUGAUGAUGGUCCUACAAAUAAUACAUUGAGAGUUCUUAAAGCGCUUAAUGACAGAGGUCUAAAGGCAACUUUCUUUGUAAUUGGAAGUAGAGUUUUUGAAAAUCCCCAAAUUCUCAAACAAAUCGUUGAUUCUGGUCAUCAAAUUGGUGUACAUACUUGGUCUCAUACAGCUCUUACAUCUCAAACUACUGAAGAAAUUAUAGCUGAAACAAAAUGGACAGAAAUGGCAAUUAAAGAAGCCGUUAAUUUAACUCCUAAAUGGUUUAGAGCUCCUCAAGGAGAUGCUGAUGAUAGAGUUCGUGGAAUAUUAUCACAACUUGGUUAUAAAAUGGCUUUUUGGAAUCAUGAUACAUUUGAUUGGGAAUCAAAUUCGGAUCAAACUUAUGAUUUAAAUUGGAUCACAGGGAAUUUUUCAAUGUGGGUACAGAAUAAAACUGCAACAACUGGAUUUGCUUCUUUAGAACAUGAUGCUUUUGAUAAAUCUUCUUCGAAAGCAGAGGCUGCUAUGGAUAUUGUUGUUAAUGCCAAAUUUGCCCCACAAAGUGCUGCUGUAUGUUCGGGUGAUAAACAACCUUAUGUUGAAAAUGUUACACUUCCCCCAUCUAAUAUUAAAGGACAAGAACCCACUGCUAAAACUCCUAAUGCUCCUAAUGGUAAAUCACCUAGUACACCUCCAGCUAUUAGCGCAAGUGGCGCAAGUUCUGUUGAAAAGAACUUGUUGUUAGGCAUUGUAUGUGGAUUAAUAAUGAUGAUUUUAGUUUAA